Molecule: messenger RNA, 2257 nt
Organism: Hibiscus syriacus
Lineage: Eukaryota; Viridiplantae; Streptophyta; Magnoliopsida; Malvales; Malvaceae
Product: glutamic acid-rich protein-like
Exons: 11
Coding region: 240-1982 (580 amino acids)
Biological process (GO): regulation of double-strand break repair; chromatin organization
Cellular component (GO): nucleus
Molecular function (GO): DNA binding; histone binding
Source: RefSeq, a predicted model, not a curated record
UAUUCUCAUCUCCAUAGCGCGCGUUAACGAAAACGAAAAUUUUUUAUCUAAAAAAUUCCCCAAUUUCUGACCUACAAAUAACAAGGUCAAUUCUACGCCAAACACUUUGAUUUCCCCGUCUUUCACUUCCACUGCUCUGCGCUUCAUCACUCACCAUUUCUGCUCACUGUCUAUUGAAUUGUUAGGGUUUUGAAUUCAAUUUUAGGGUUUUAGGAGGAACUGCUUGGUUGGUGGUUUCUAUGGCGGAGAAAACCCUAGACGAGAAGAAAACGGAGGAAGAGGAGGCUACCCCGGUUAAAGGUAAAGAGGAGGGGGAGGAGAGAGAGAAGGGAGACGGUGAGGAUUGUAAAGAGGUUUCCGAGAAAGAAGAUUCUCGGGAAGCUGAGGAAAAAACGGAAGUUGACGAGAAAGAGGAGGACGAGAAAGUGAAAGAGGAAGGAAAGGGAGAAAAAGAGAAGGAAGUGGAAGAAGAGGAACAGAAAGAAGUGGAGGAAGAGGAGCAGAAAGAAGUAGAGGAAGAUGAGGAGGAGGAGGAGGAGGAGGAGGAAGAAGAUAGCGAAGAUGAAGGAAAUAAAAGUGCUAAAGGUAGUGGUCGAAAGGGAAGAAGGCCAAGGAAGCCCGGUCGAGAUUCGGCUGAGAAGAAAGAGCCCGUGACUCCGGGCAGUGAUCGGCCUACUAGGGAAAGGAAAGUCGUGGAAAGGUACUCAGCUCCUUCCGUUGCCAGAUCAUCCUCAGCCAAACAUUUUUCAAUUGAAAAGGGUCGCGGUACACAGCUUAAAGAUAUUCCGAAUGUGGCUUUCAAACUGUCAAAGAGAAAAGCUGAUGACAAUCUGCAGAUGCUUCAUGUGAUACUCUUUGGAAAGAAAGCAAAGCCUUACAGUUUGAAGAGAAACAUUGGCCAAUUUUCGGGCUAUGUUUGGGUUGAGAAUGAGCAGGAAAAACAAAAAGCAAAAAUAAGGGAAAAAAUUGAAAAAUGUGUUAAAGAAAAAUUGGUUGAUUUCUGUGAUUUGCUGAAUAUUCCAAUUGCAAAGGCCACUGUUAGAAAGGAGGAAGUCUCUGCCAAAUUAUUGGAAUUUUUAGAAUCCCCCCAUGCUACUACAGACAUUCUUCUUGCUGACAAGGAACAGAAGGGUAAAAAGCGUAAAGCUACACCAAGCAAAAAUGUUGGUUCUGGGGAGGCUUCAAAUACAUCGGCCAAGAAGCGACAAAGAGCACCCCAAGGUGGGGAAAAGCGUAAGCGUUCGUCCAAAGUUGAGGAAGAUGAAGAUGAUGAUAAAGUUGAAUCCCCUUUCUCUAGAGAUGAUUCUCAUGAAGAUGAUGCUGACACUACUCCUAAAGAAGAGAAUGAUGAUGAAGAGACUAAAUCAGAGGAGGAAGAAGAGCCCAACAAGUCUAGCGAAAAAAGUACUUCGAAAAAGACAGCAACAGAGAGUCCUGAGUCAAAAAGCAAGGAUAAUCCCACAUCCGGAAAGAAGGCUACCCCAGCAAAAUCUAGCAAAAAGUCCUCAGGAUCAACUUCAAAGCAAGAUGUCAGUGAUGGUGGAAAUUCUGGUUCUAAAUCAAAGGGUUCUGCGUCAAAGAAGCUGAAGGUUGAAAAGGAAAGCUCUAAGGGUGGUUCCACCAAAGAGAAGGCUGCUGGCAAGAAGCAAACAAACAAGUCAUCAGAAAAGGUUUCUGCUAAGUCGCAAGGUAAAGGAAGAAGUGGUAAGAAACCUAAACCUGAGCCUACCAGGGGAGAGAUUCAUGAUGUAGUGGUAGAUAUCCUAAAAAAAGUGGACUUCAACACUGCAACGUUAUCUGAUAUCCUUCGACAACUGGGUACACACUUUGGGCUGGAUUUGAUGCACCGGAAAGCCGAGGUGAAGGACAUUAUUACGGAAGUGAUAAAUAACAUGUCUGAUGAGGAUGAGGAAGGGGAGGAAAGCGAGGAUAAUGCCGAUACAGGCAGUGGUGCCGAUAAAGAUGGUGACAGAGAUGACUAGUUUCACCAUAUGCAACUUGUGAGAUGUGCAUGGUCAUGGGUAAUUAUCUGAUCCCUCAUGGGAUUUGAUUCCCAUUUGUGAUAGAAUACUAGAAUUGGCCUAGUGAUUUUAGAUGGUGGGAUUGUAACUCUUGUAGUAACUUAGUUGUAGUAACUUAAUUGUAGUAGUAUGUAUGGUUGUAGUUGAGAUUUGCCUAGUUUCUCAUAGUGAACAUCUUCUUGUUUCAUGAGGCUGAGGUUUCAAAGCUUACAUUUUGAUAAAAAGUUUUAUGAGCA